This is a messenger RNA of Talaromyces marneffei, 975 nucleotides long. RefSeq lists its product as uncharacterized. The coding region runs from base 1 to 975 and encodes 324 amino acids. Gene Ontology annotation, cellular component: peroxisomal membrane. Lineage: Eukaryota; Fungi; Ascomycota; Eurotiomycetes; Eurotiales; Trichocomaceae. Gene Ontology annotation, molecular function: FMN transmembrane transporter activity; ATP transmembrane transporter activity; AMP transmembrane transporter activity. The transcript is spliced from 3 exons. The record is from RefSeq and is a predicted model, not a curated record.
AUGUCUCAAGCGCCACUGGAAGAACAAAAGAAGGCCGUGGCCGCAUCGGCUGCCGCGCAGCAAUCUGAUAACAUCGCGCACGCUUUGGCAGGCGCAGGAGGGGGUAUUCUUUCGAUGGUUCUCACUUACCCCCUCAUUACCCUCUCUACUCGCGCGCAAGUCGAAUCAAAGCGCGCCCAGUCCUCAACUCUCGAUGCAGUGCGACACAUCAUCCAACGCGAAGGAAUUAGCGGGCUCUACUCCGGCUUGAACUCAGCUCUGUUUGGAAUUAGCAUGACAAACUUCGUUUACUAUUACUGGUACGAAUGGACUCGCGCUGCAUUCGAGAAAGCCGCAGAAAAGGCCGGCCGUGCCUCAAAAAAGCUUACGACUAUUGAAGCCAUUAUCGCAGGUGCCAUCGCCGGCAGUGCAACAGUGCUCCUCACAAACCCGAUUUGGGUUAUUAACACGCGGAUGACCGCUCGUCGGAACGAGGCAGGCGAGCAAGGACUACCGGGUGCUGAGAAGCCAAAGCAGUCUAAAUCAACGAUCCAGACUCUUUUGGAUUUACUCAAAAAUGAAGGACCUAGUGCCUUGUUUGCCGGUGUGCUUCCGGCUUUGGUGUUGGUCAUCAACCCAAUUCUUCAAUAUACUAUCUUUGAGCAAUUAAAGAAUGUCCUGGAGCGAAAGCGACGAGUCACUCCCAAGGAUGCGUUUUAUCUCGGCGCUAUAGGAAAGAUUCUUGCGACGAGUAUUACUUACCCAUAUAUCACUGUUAAGAGUCGUAUGCACGUUGCCAGCAAGAACGAUCCCCGCCAGACUCUUAAUGGAAGCUUGAAGAAGAUUAUCAAUGAGGAGGGAUGUGCAGGUCUCUACAAGGGUAUCAUUCCCAAGGUGACCCAAAGCGCUAUUACUGCUGCUUUCCUCUUUGCGUUCAAGGAUGUUCUAUACGAUGUCAUGGUAGCAGCCCGCCGACGCCGCUCAAUUCCCAAGUAA